CAAUGUAAUCUGCGCUCUGCCAGAAAGGAUCGAUUGAAUGACAACAAAGUUAAAUGCAUUGAUAGACAGGUUUCGGGUCGAGUUUUACGAUAGUCUGACCCUUUUAACCUUGACGAUCGAUAAAGGGGAGAGUGCACUGCAGGCGACGACGGUCUUUCUCUUUCCGUUUUCUGCGGUGCUACUUUUUAUUUCCAGCCAUGCCGCCUAACCCGCGUGUGUAGGUCGAUCGCAUUUGGUUUGCUAAUGUUGCUUUGCAAACAGCACCGAGUUCACAAUACCCUCAGCCUUGGUUCUUUAUGGCUAGAGGUCCCGUGGGGCUCUCUCUAAGAGCCGAUGAGCGCUGCCCUGGCCUCAAAUCGGAGCGCCUUGCAAACCUAAGAUGGACAAGUCUGCAAUAAUCGCGGUGGUUGGAAUUGGGAAUGCGCAUGCGCGCGCCCACAAAAGCGCUCCUUUAUGUUGAAAGGCGCUCCGCUCCUGAAGUUGUAGACGGGCGGUGCUGUCACUUCAGCUGAACUGCCUAUCAUACCCCUCCAACACCCCCCCCCCUCCUCCGCCCCCCUGUUUUCUAGUCUUCCAGUCAACUCAUGAUUCACAAGUGGUAGACCUGCUGGCGCUCAGAAGUGGCGGUGGAUACUGCACUGAAGUUUGUGUGCGCAUUCCGCCACUUUAAAAAAGUUUUGGAAUAAAGUUAGGCGACACCGUGGAGUACCUGUGACCGGAACAGUUUGGGAGAGCACGUUCAACGGGUUGUGGCGAUUUACUGAUCUCCUCGGACUGCCCCCACCAGAGAUGAAGAAGAAUGAGAUCCGCGGGGAACACUUGCAGGACCACUGAUCAGGACACGCCGAGGACAGGCGAAUGUGUGUCUCGAGCGGCAAAAAACGCUGCGCGCGUUCAUAGUGCGCGUUUCGAUCACCAGCUCUGAUCUGCCAGAUGCUCAGUGGACACACUUUGAGGCAAUUCUCCUGACCGAGCAGCCGGGGCGCAGUGAAAGCGCUGGCCAUGUGGUGCGAGAGCGUCCCGUGCAUCGCUCUACUCAUAUGCCCGCUGCUCUUGUCAGUGGGCAGGGUGAAGAGCAGUGGCGAGUACUGUCACGGCUGGCUGGACGCGCAGGGCAGCUGGCGCGACGGUUUCCAAUGUCCGGAGCGCUUCGACGCCGAGGACGCGACCAUCUGCUGCGGCAAGUGUGCCCUCCGAUACUGCUGCUCCAGUACUGAGGCUAGGCUGGACCAGGGCACGUGCGAGAACGACAGACAAGCCCCGGAACAGGGCAAAGGGAGCCUGGACAGCAAAGAGAACACUGCAGUGCCAAUCUACGUGCCUUUUCUGAUUGUUGGCUCUGUGUUUGUGGCAUUCAUCAUCCUGGGUUCAUUGGUGGCAGCCUGCUGUUGCCGUUGUCUCCGACCUAAGCAGGAACCCCAGCAGAGUCGUGCACCUGGUGGCAAUCGCCUGAUGGAGACCAUUCCAAUGAUCCCCAGCGCUAGCACCUCCCGUGGUUCUUCCUCACGCCAGUCCAGCACAGCUGCCAGCUCCAGUUCUAGUGCCAAUUCAGGAGCCCGGGGACCCAUAGUUCGAGCACAGGCCAACUGCUGCCUUCCACCUGAAGGGCCAUUGAACAAUGUGUACGUCAACAUGCCCACCAAUUUCUCUGUUCUAAACUGCCAGCAGGCUGCCCAAAUGAUGCCUCACCAAGGGCAAUUCUUACACCCCCAGUAUCUGGGAUACACCGUUCAGCAUGAGGCACCAAUCGCUAUGACACCUGCCCCCCCAUUCCUAGAUGGGCUACAAGGAGGGUACCGGCCAAUACAGUCUCCCUUUCCUCCUAACAGUGCAGCCAGUGAACAAAUGAAAUACCCAGCUGUAACUGUCUAGACAAAAAAAAAAAACCUGGAGAAAAGAUUUUUUUCUAUUAAAGAAAAAAAAAAAAAAGUCCUUAUUUUUUUUUUAAUAAUGUCCCAGGAUAAGGAGCAGGGAGUGGAUUUAUGAACAACAGCCUUGCACGGGUGUGCCACUUCACAGCGAUUGCACAUUUCAUGUCAACAGACUUUCCAUGCUUGAAAGAGAUGGCUUGCUUACUGUGGCUGAGCUUACUGGUACUUGGAGGUGGCUUUGGAUUAGUUAUCAUGUCAACCCAGUAGGAAACGUGGAAUGAUUCAAUUGCAACUCACCGGAGACCCACACAGUACAAAAUACAAAGUCUUUGUUGGAUAUACUUAAAAAACAAUGUGUUAAGAGUCCCCUUUGUAUCUUCAGCAGGUGUGCACUGCUUUGUAUGCAUUCACUCGUAGUCAUAAUGUUUGGAAGCAUUUAAAAAGGAACAUAGAGCAGGCUUCUACAUACACCACAUCGGAAUAGAAUGAUUCUGGAAAAUUCCUUCAUGGAGUUCACCUUGUAUUGAAUAUUCAUAUUUGGCUGUGUCCCAUCAAACAGUCAGGAACAGUUUAUGCAUGAAAGUGAAAGACGGCACUUCCUACACAAAAGAUGCAAUAAGUGCCCGAGUGUCUCAUGUAACAUUAGGUCAUGAAAACCGUGAAUUCACUUUUGCUGGAAAAACAGUUUGAAAGCAGUUUUUGAAUAGCACAGUGCAGUUUGAAAUAAAUUUGUAGACCAAUGGAGCGUUAACAGAUGCAAAGAGAAAAAAUAUGCUGUAGCGCUGUCUGAGAGUUUACUAAGAGCAGCGCCCUAAAGCUUUUCUAGUGGCACAGUGGUUAGUGCUGCUGCUUCACUGAGCCAGAGUCCUGGGUUCAAUUCCUGACCUGGUAACUGUCUGUUUGGAUUCUACAUGUUCUACCCAACUCUUCUUGGGGGUUUCCUUCUGUGUCAAAGACGUGGUUUAAGUUGACAUGUGACUGUAAUUUGGCCUUGUAUGCCAUGUGAUUGAUUGGCAUCAAAUACAAGGUUGGUUCCAGCCUUCUGACUGGUGUUACUUAGAUAGGCUACAAUCCCCCACAACGCUCUAUUAAAAUAUUUAAUAUUUUGAAAAUGAAUAAAUGGAAGACCAACUUAACAAAACUGUCAACAUAUUAUGAGGAGCCAUUACAUUUCAGACAGCUACAUGUUUUUUGAUCGCUGAAUAUCAGCUUUAUAAGGACCCUGUUCAGGCCUACUUCAUGAAAGGUUUUGGUUCAUUUUUAUGUUUCAGGUUGGCAAGGUAUACGCACCUGACCCUGAACUGCGUUGUGUGGUAAAUGCUGGCACAUUGUUUAGUAUUUUGAAAAUUGUUUUUGAAAUGCCUAGCAAUGAAUGUAUGUAUUGUAGAUAUUAAGGGGGUUCAAAAUGUAUUACCUCAGAAUGUCAGUGUACAGGGUAGAAAAAAUUACAUGGAGCACAGCCAGGACCAAUCGAGACAGGAAUGCCAUAGCUGAUAAUAUGGGUUUCCAUUUUACAGUGACUUGCGUCAGACAAUCAGAAAAGGUUGGCAUUUGUUAAUUUUGAGUUAGAAUCAGAUGCAUUAACAUGCCAUUGGACUGUGAGACUGUCAUGUGUGCUGACCAAAUCCCAUUAAAAUGGCUUACUGAGAUCACAUGCAGAGGGACUUCAGUAUGACAUUAAACAUGGCAUUUCUGUUCCGUUGGUUGCAACAGACAUUAGUACACGGUCGAUGUUAUACCACCUGUGUGCUACAGAUUCUGGACCGUGUGCACUCAAGUGUUUAUGUGAACAAAUCUCUUGCUUAAAACAAAACAAAACUAUCUUUUCAAAAGUAACACACUUAAGAGGCCAGAGGUGGUAUAAGUAUUUAAAACUGAAAAAUUAUAGCAAUAACAUCAUACUUGGCAGCAUUCAUAGAGGAGCUGGGGAAACUGAAAAUCUGUGUUUUCAAGGUGUUACCUUUGCUUGUGAAUUGAUAAUCUGGUGAUGUACAACAAAGCUGUUACUUUUCCAUUAAUUGUUUGUGACUCUAGCAGUAGCAAAUUAAGUGCACCUCACAUGUUGGAGCUGCUCAGUACAGGCAGAUAGUUUGAUCAGCAUCUUAGCAUCAGUAUGAGUGUGCAAUGGACUGAUGUCCUGUCUGAUGUCCUCCCUGCCUCGGCCCAGUGCUGCCAGGAUUGUUUUCAUCUCAUUGAAACAUUGAAUUAUGAAAUAAGCGGGUUCAGUAAAUGGGAAGCAUUAUAGGUGGGUCAGGCCUGUCUGUGAAAAUCAAAAGAAAAGAAUGGAUACAUUAUCCUAAACUAACAUUAAUUUGAAUAUCACACCAAGUCUUGACAAAAAUAAAAAAAGUAUAAAUCUUAUCCCAAAAUGUACUUUCUGUAAGCAUUAAAUGGAAAAGAGAUACAUGAAUGAUGAUAAAAUAUUAAAUAGGGAAAAUGUAAUACUGUAUGUCAUUUAAAGGAACCCUUCUGUGUGUAGUACGUCAUUCACAUCACACAAAAUGGCCUUGUUUCAUUUUUGCUGUUUCUACAUUUACCAAGUGCAUACACCGCUUUAACAUGCUGCACAUUUGUAUAAUCUCACCAACUGACUGCUUGCACUUCUUUGCUGCUGCCUCAUUUUUGUUCUUUUCAUACAAAAACCGCAGCACUUAAUAAUCAUUUUAACCAAGUUGGCUUCCCUGCAAUAUCACAUAUUUUACUAGCUUUCCAUACCCUUCACUCCUACCCUUUACUGAUCCCAGUUAAUCUAAUUUAAGGCUUGAAAUAUGCCUAACCCAUCCUAACAGCAUCAGGCAUAAAGAAGGAACCAACCUUAGUUAGGGUAUCAGUAUACCACAAGGAACACUCUUAUGCACUAUGCCAACCUAACCUGAAUGGUUUUAGUAUUUGGGAAGGAAACAGAUGACCUAAUGAAAAAUGAAAACAAACACUAAGAGAAUGUGAGAAUUGGUGACAAGGCUGGGAUUUGAAUCCUGGUUCUGUGAGGCAACAGUGCCAAAUACUGCAUCACCAUUACAACCCACAAUCAGGCAGUAUUUUUUCCUUUUACCUUUGUCUUUACCUGUAAGAAAUUUUUGAUUGUUAUCCAAAAGGAUUAUUUGUUAAGGAAAUGCCAUUUGGCUAGUAUGUAAGCAAGAAGCCUUUUAUGUUAAGUGAAUUAGCUAUAGAUGCCAUAAAAAUAAUCUUAAAAUCUACAGUUUAAUUUAAACAGCCUAUCAUGACAGAGGAUGGGAAUGCAUACACUGCAGUUUUUUUUCACAUAUUAAUAGCCUCAUUUAAGGUAACCCAUUGUUGUUUUAACAUCACUGUACUAGAUUUCAUUGGCAAUGAAACUAAAACUUUUACAAGCAUCAUUCUCUAACUACUGUGCUUAUGACACUGUAAAUCUGAAUAAUGUAGUGAGAUAAUAAUAUUGUCAGUAAACUAGUAAAACAUGCCAUCAAUUGGGUUUCAGUUGCCAGGGAAUACCAACUACAUGGAUGGGUGCUUGGCAAGUAUCUCAAACAAGAAGUAGCUGUCAUUUGGAUGAAUAUUGUCAAGAUGAGUUUAUAGGUUAAGUAGAAUAGUUACGGUCCAUGUGGAGUUUACGCAUUCUCCUCUUGUCCAUGUGAAUUUUUUGCAGGCAUUCUGGUUUCGUCCCAUAUCCCAAACACACACACACACACACAAAAUCUUGAUUAACUUGCAAUUUGUAACUGUCACAGUGUAGGCAAAAGUGUGCCUUGUAAUAUACCGGCACAGCAUCCUGGGACUGCCUGCGACUCUCCUGCACCCUGUAGUGAAAUAAGUGGCUCAGAAAAAGGAAGGCGAAAUAUUUAUAGUAAGGAGGGAAGACUCUCCAAAUAUACUUCCACUGUUUGUUUAGAGUCUUUGCCAAGUAACAGUGCCUGGCAGGAUGCAUAACAAGUGUCUCCAAUUAUGAAUGUCCCCGAGCUACUCUAAACACAAUUGGGCGAUCCAGAAAUUUGAUUUCUUUAGUUCCAGUUUCCUGGCUUAUUAGCAUAAACCUUUAAUACUUUGAUGCAAUCACAUUUAGGACUGAGCGUUUGUUUGCAGUACAAAACUGUCUUUUGAUGGUAACAAGCCACUCUCUGUUUUAUCGGAUGCUCAGAUUCAGGUGAAACACUUGAUAAUGUUUACUUGUACAGAAUAAUUAUUUAAACAUUAAAUAUGUGGGACGCUAGUUUGCUACCAGGGAUAACUUUACAAAAGAAAAAAAAAAAAAAAAAACAAUGGAAAAGAUUUGCUUUGUUUCUGUAAAUGUUAAAAUGUGUUCCCUGGUAUUAAAAAUGGCAGCUCUUUUAAUCCAAAGGCAAGGAGCUUGUCAAUGUUGGUACUUUUAAUGUCUUUUUUUAAAAAUAAAUAUUAAAGUGUGAAUGAAUGUUUUUACAUUUUUCAAAUUUUAAAUUAUGUGUUUCUUCAAAAGUGCAUCACAGACUGACUGUGCUGUUUAUAGCCUCAAAUCCAAAAAUGUACAGGUUUUUGUGUCAAAUGGUUUGGUUAUUUCUCUAAUGCAUAUAUACAUUAUGCUGUAUACCUGCUGUCAAAUAAAAAGGAAAAAAAUGGUUGCAGUGUUUAUAUUUGAAAAGAAAA
Erpetoichthys calabaricus (reedfish) is the source of this 6467-nucleotide messenger RNA. RefSeq names its product protein shisa-2. The record is from RefSeq and is a predicted model, not a curated record. The coding region runs from base 1003 to 1872 and encodes 289 amino acids. Lineage: Eukaryota; Metazoa; Chordata; Cladistia; Polypteriformes; Polypteridae. The transcript is spliced from 2 exons.